AUGACUCAGUCUGUCCUCAUCACCGGCUGCAGCGCCGGCGGGAUCGGGUCCGCUUUAGUGGAAGAAUUCCACACGAAAGGGCUACACGUCUAUGCGACCGCGCGAUCUAAGUCUAAGUUGGCACAUCUCAAGCACCUCGCAAAUGUCACAAUUCUCAAGUUGGACGUGACUUCUGCGUGGGAUAUUGAAGCGGCAGCGGAGUUCGUCCGAGAUGAUGCCGGAAAGCUCGAUAUUCUAAUCAACAAUGCUGGUCAAUCUAUGGUCUUUCCAGCACUAGACAGUAGCAUUGAGAACUCGAAAAAGCUUUUCGAUGUCAAUCUUUUUGGGCCGAUGGCCGUGGCUCAAGCCUUUGCUCCGUUGGUCAUUGCUGCCAGGGGCACUAUAGUUAAUGUUUGUUCGAUGUCGGGUGUUGCGAAUGCGCCGUGGCUGAGUGUGUACAACGCCUCCAAAGCCGGUCUACAGUCAUGGAGCGAGACACUCCGGCUAGAGCUCAACCCAUUCGACGUGAAAGUUAUUUCACUGGUGACCGGCUCCGUCGCCACAAACCUUCUGACCCACGCUAAUAUCCGCCUACCUGAGAACUCACUCUAUGUUAAAGCGACCCAGCAGAUCCAAGCUCGUGGAAUGGGGCAGGACGUGCAGUCGAAGGAUUCACCCGCUGAGUUUGCAAGUAAACUUGCUAGUGAUGUCCUGGGCGGUACUACCGGACUGGUUUGGCGCGGGAAGAUGGCGUCGAUGAUUUGUUUUCUAUCGAAGUUGGCACCUAUGUGGUUUAUGGACCUUGCCUUGACUCUUCGUACGGGACUUGAACAGAAAACGAGCGAUGAUAGAUUAUCCGGCUGCACAAACAAGGACCAGAAUGCUUCCCUGGGCCGUAGUAUGCCACGGUCGCCUGGGACCACAAACCACAAUGCAGAGGCAGUAGACUCGUCCGAUGUUUUUGAGUCGGUGAUUCAAGCGGCAUUUGCUCCUGUCGUAAACACCGAUAGUGGCAACCGUCUCAAGACCAUCAGCACCGCCUCUCCACUACCAGAAGAUUACAGUGGCAAUGUGCAGGAUCAGCUAGACAUCCAAGCUCCUUCCUUACCAGACGUCGAGCUCGAAACAGGAUGGGAUUCUUGGCUCUUAUGCGACGACUUCAAUCUAGAUGCCGUCAACUCGUCUUUACUUCAAGUCACCGCAGAAGGUACACAGCGGUUGGAUAGUGGCUGUUCAAAAAUGGUCACUCAACCUAUAGAACGGAGUUCUACGCCUAGUGGCGACUCUGUCAGGAGGAAGUGGCACACAUAUUGUGAGCCAAAUCCUGCCAGAGUCAGCCCUGAUCCCACUCUGGAAACUGGUCAAAUUGACGAAUGUUAUCGUGAAGAGCUCGUUGAACGACUUAAGCCGAGAGUCCAGACAGGAAUUCUUCCUUCAACCAACUUCAUAUGGGAGGUGCAUAUUGCCAGUCCUCCAGAGGCACGUAUAGCAGCUAUACAAUCGGCACUUAUUGGUCAAGCAUUUGGCUUUCUUGUUGGAUGGGAUCGCAGAGGAAUUGUGCAUGGCAUUUACCAAUCUUCAUGCGAUCCUACCAACCUAGUCGGCAAUGCUUUGGAAGCCGCAUGGAAGGAAUGGGCAAUUAUCGAGACAAAGAAACGUAUCGGACUAGCAAUCGCGAUCCAGGACGCCGAGUUGGCGAAACUACAUCAUCAUGAAUCUGUUUUACGACAUGGCUGCCAACGUUUAUCAAGUACAGCUUCAGACCACCUGUUCGAUGCGCCGAACGCAAAUGCUUGGAAACUUGUAAUGACUCAAGAGAGCUACCACAGCGACAUACCAGAACCUUCCGGCACAACACAGAUUCCUAAGGGGGUCAAUAGCUUCGAACAGUGUGCUAUGCUAGAGUCACUCAGCGUCCUGGCAUGUGAAUCUCACCAGCCUACAGUUUUCGUCUCAAAUAUGGCAGAGAAAUGCGAGGAAUUACUGAUUAAGUGGUAUCAGUCUUGGGAAUCAGCCAAGACUUCGACCAUGAUCUGGACUUCUCCAUUGAUGAUUCUUUGGCACUCUAAUUUUAUCAUGUUAUACGCAAACCUGGAUGUUCUAGAGCGGGCUUGUGGUCGAGAUGGGGAUGAAAUAGAUCCCGAUGCCCUUCGAUACGCUGAACAAUGGGCCACGUCCAACGAGGCCAAGCGGUGUCUCCUACAUGCAAUCUAUAUCCUAAGACAAUUUGAGUCGAUAGCUAUCGGAAGAGCAUCUUCUAUUCACCUACCCCUGUGUCUCUAUCAGUGUGGGAUUGUCUGGUACUGCUUUGGAAAAUUCUGCAAGAAUGCUGUGUUUUCCGCAAGAGAUGCGGAAAGUCAGUUCAAGUAUUCUGAGUUCCACUUGCUUAGGAAUGAUGAGAGUCGGGCUUUGAACAGAGAUUCAAGCAAAUGGCAAAAUAAGUGGGAUACUUUAGAUCAAGUAUUCGGGUGUGUUGAUAUGCUACGACGUAUUCCUCAUUGGAAAUUGCCUCAGAAUCUUGCAUCGACAUUGCUGGCACUUAUUGAGGAGCAGGACAUAUUUUGA
Messenger RNA from Aspergillus affinis, 2544 nucleotides. RefSeq names its product SDR family oxidoreductase. NCBI's taxonomy places the organism in Eukaryota, Fungi, Ascomycota, Eurotiomycetes, Eurotiales, Aspergillaceae. The transcript has 7 exons. Gene Ontology annotation, cellular component: lipid droplet; endoplasmic reticulum. The coding region runs from base 1 to 2544 and encodes 847 amino acids. The record is from RefSeq and is a predicted model, not a curated record. Gene Ontology annotation, biological process: triglyceride catabolic process; phosphatidic acid biosynthetic process. Gene Ontology annotation, molecular function: acylglycerone-phosphate reductase (NADP+) activity; triacylglycerol lipase activity.